Messenger RNA from Haliaeetus leucocephalus (bald eagle), 1371 nucleotides. It is a transcript of the gene IL17REL, whose product is annotated as interleukin 17 receptor E-like. The transcript has 16 exons. The coding region runs from base 1 to 1371 and encodes 456 amino acids. Lineage: Eukaryota; Metazoa; Chordata; Aves; Accipitriformes; Accipitridae. The record is from RefSeq and is a predicted model, not a curated record. Gene Ontology annotation, molecular function: interleukin-17 receptor activity.
AUGAUAAGUAUUCAUGUUCAGAUUCUUCUAAUAAUUCUUUUUUGGAAGUCUGAUUGUCAGAAUAUUCCCAGGAUUGAAGAAUGUGGACUUUCAUGUUCUCAGGGGAUUCAUUGUAAAAGCAAACCUUCCAGUGGCAUUUUAAACAGCUUCUGCCAUGAUGCUCCUGCAUCUUUUUCUUCUAUGGUACUGAAAAGCAUGAAGAUCUCAACAGUGAUGAAAUGUGUCCAAGGAAGUGCAUGCUCUCUACAUUUAAACAUUAAAGGAACUCUGAGUCUGGAUGAGAAUAUCCGUGGGCUGGAAAUAUGUUCUCUUUCACUGGACACACAGCAAUCUCAGUGCACAAAUGUGAGAUUUGCAAGAAAAAAAAGCAAGAUGCUUAAUGGAAAAAAGGUACAGGUACAAUUCAAUUGCAUUGAAGUCAAUGUAGCACAACACAUCUAUGUGACCAUGAAAACAGUACCAAAUUACUGUGAAGUCAAGCUGAGUCAGGAAUACUAUGUUGAAGAUUGCAGAAACAGUGAUGUGGGAAAAUAUAUUCCAGCUUGUUCAGCUGGGCAGUUUGAUUAUAAUGUAGACAGGGCAAGGAAAAUUAUAUCAGUGAAUGUAUCCAACUUUCUUCGAGAUCAAGAUUAUUAUGUUCGCCUGUGCCACAAAUGGUUUACCUGUGAAGAUGUAGGGGCAUUUGCUGUGAUAAAAGGGAAGGAAUCUUUAAAAUCAGUUUCUCUGAAAUAUUCUCAGCUACUCCCUUGUCUUUGCAUUGAGGGUUGGCUGGCAAUUCCAGAUGCAAGGAGGAUACAACUUUGCCCCUUUGAAAAUGAUACGAAGGCGCUAUGGGAUAAUAUUGUUUAUAACCCAGCAACACAAACCCUAGCUUGGGAGCCAGCCUGUCCUGUGCUUGUCAUGGUUAACCUAUGCAGGUUAAUGAAGUCUAACGACCACUGUGAAGAUAUACAAAACUCUUCCAAAAAUUCUCCUGAGAAAGUUAAAUAUUCUCGUGUGGACACUCACCCAAGACUUUGCAUGAAGUUUACAACCAAGCAAGGCUCUUGGGUUAAAUGUCCAUUUGCUCAUGGAGAAUUUCCAGCUUGGAAAAUGAGAACUGCUAUAGCUGCAGAACAAAUACAAGUUUUCUUCACAUCCCAAACCAAGGCACAAUUCUCAGUGCUUGUGUGUAACAGGACGCAGCUGGCUUCAUGUGAAUCUGUUGGGAUGCACCAUUCAGUCUCUGUGGGCUGGAGGACAGAUGUAGAUUAUUCAGUUCCACUGCAGAUCUGUGAUAUCCACUGUGGUUUUUGUGGUCAGACAUACAGUGAUGGAAACUCAGCAAAGGCCAUGACACACAGAAUGAAGAGAGUGCAUUCCUUGCAUUGA